Gossypium arboreum is the source of this 741-nucleotide messenger RNA. RefSeq lists its product as uncharacterized. Bases 104 to 634 code for a protein of 176 amino acids. The record is from RefSeq and is a predicted model, not a curated record. Lineage: Eukaryota; Viridiplantae; Streptophyta; Magnoliopsida; Malvales; Malvaceae. The transcript has 2 exons.
UUUUAAAUCCAAUGUUUUCCUCAUUUAUUUUGACAAAUCCUUUUUAUUCAGAGGACCUGUCUUUCUGGUUCCGGAUCUCUCUGUAUUUGCUUCACCGCCUACAAUGAACGCCAUCUCCACCUCUCAUAUCGAUCUCAUUCAAGAGAAUAACAAUGGCAGUGGCAGCGACUCCGAUACCAGUCACGAUGACGCGCCUGAAUACUACCAGCCGAUCUCAGCCGUGGAUGAUGAUGAUGACGACGACGACGAUGAGGAUCGAGAAAGUUUCGAUGAUCAAGUCAAUUCAGAUGAAGAACACCACCAUCGUAACCUAACGAGUGGUUACGUCAAUCGAGUGGAGAACGGGAUCUCGUCUCUUCAUGUAGGCAGCGUCGCUACGGAGCAAGAAGAAGAGGAAGAGGAAGAGAGGAGGAGAGAGGCGUCUGAUACGGCGAUAAGGAGGGCGUUUAGGGAAGAGGAAAGGCGGAGAAACGCGCCGUUAACGGCGGAGAAUGCUAUGAGAGUGAGGGAAGCGAUGCGUGGGGUUGCGUUCGCUGGAUUGACUCCUGAUUGGGCCAAUCAAAUUCCCGAGGACCGGUGGAUCGAUCAGCUUCGGCGGUUGAGGCAACCGCAACGCCCUUCCAGAACGGUUUAAAACCAUCUUUCCUAGAUUUUGGGUCAAUUUCAAUGCUUUUUUUGCCUUUUUGAAUUUUGGACAAAUCUCUGGCAAAUUAUAGAUCUUUAUCUGUCCUUUUGGCAAAA